AUGUGGGGACGUGCUGGGGACAGGGUGGCUCUUUGCAAGGUGGCCCCUGGCUCCCAGAGAGGGCACUGAAGCUCCCACCUCGCUCUGCCCGGGCAGGGAUGGUGAUCAGGGGGGAUGAGGGACCAUCAGCCAGGAGAGCCCCCCUCACAUGGCUCCAAGUUUCCUAAACACUAGGCACCUGUUUCCUCCCAGCCUAAACACCUCUGUCCCAAGUUGGAGCCUCCAAAAAAUCCAGCAAUUUAAUCCAAGAGGUGCUGCUGCAGCGUGGCCCAGUGACCACCUGACCCUCAUUGUACCCCGUGUCCAUCAUGCUCCAGCCCCUCUGCAGUUAUAAAUACCCCACAACAGAGCCUGGACUGGAUUAUAAUUAGACAGUGAGCCAAGAGGAUGGAGCCAAUGGGCUAUAAAAGCCUGGCCAUGCCCCCAGGCAGGAUCUGCACACCAGGAAGCACUGGCAUGAGCGAGGCACCAGGAGCUGGGACAGCAAAGCUGAGGAUUUCCUCCAAGUUGGGCUCGGAGCAUCCCUUGGCACCUCGAGCUCCCAUCGCCAGGUUCUACACAGCCCUGGUCACGGGAGACCUGAGGAGCCUGCAGGUCCUGACUGACAGAUACCACCAAGAUGUCAACCUGGUCUUUGAGAUCAGUAGAAACCAGCUGGAGUGGCAGGUGAAAAGCCAAGCCUCUUAUGGACUCUCAGGGCUGUGGGCGCUGGAGGAGCGCCUGGAGCUGAGCACCCCUCUGUGCCUCGCCGCCCGCCACGGCCACCCCGACUGCCUGCGGCACCUCCUGCGCCGCGGGGCCGACCCCAACCUGGCCCCGGGGGGACAGGCCCCGCUGCACCUGGCCUGCCAGGGCGGGCACGGCGACUGCGUGGAGCUGCUGCUGGAGUACAGGGCCCAGCCCGACGCGCGCGGCGAGCGGGGCGCGGCCCCGCUGCACCUCUGCACCUCGCGGGACUCGCUGCGGUGUGCCAAGCUCCUGCUGAUGCACGGGGCGGCCGUGGAGCUGCCGAGCGAGGCGGGAGGGGACACGGCCCUGCACGUGGCCGCCCGGCCCCGUCUCUGCCCCCACGCCCGCCUCUACCUGCGGCGCCGCGCCCGCGUCGACGCCCGCAACGCGCGCCAGGAGACGGCGCUGGGCGUGCUCUGCGGGCAGGCCCCGGCCGCCGGCGACCAUUCCCUGCAGCUUUUCCAGCUGCUGCUGGAGCACGGCGCCGACGUGGAGGCCCGGGACGAGAGCUGGAGGCGGCCCUUGCACCGGGCCUGCGGGGCGGCCAACGCCGAGCUGGUGCGGCUGCUGCUGCGGCGCGGCGCCGACGCCAACGCCAUCGACUACGACGGCGUGUCCCCGCUGGGCUGGGCCCUGCAGGGCGCUGCCUGCCACCCGGAGCUGCGGCCCCACCUCAGCGUGCAGCUCCUGCUCAACCACGGCUCCCAGAAGAUUUGGCCCCCGGCCUUCGUCAAGGUGCUGAAGUCCUGCGCGGCCGUGCCGGAGGUCAUCGAGGUCCUCUUCAACUCCUACUCCCAAAUCCCGGUGUCCCAGGAGUGGGCAGAGGCCGUGCCAGAGGAGGUGUUCCAGCAGCACCGGCCGUUCUACGAGUCCCUGCUGGGGCUGGCGGGCACCGCCCGGAGCCUGCAGCACCUCUGCCGUGCCACCAUCCGGGCACGCUGCGGGGACAAGUGCCACUCCCGCAUCCCCCUGCUGCCCCUGCCCGCGGCCCUGCGGGAUUUCCUGCUGCUGGAGCCGCAGGGAGUGGUGCUGUGAGGGAGCAGAUCCAGGAGCAGAUCCAUGGAGCAGAUCCAGGAGCAUCCAUGUGAUGAUGGGCACGCUUGCCAUGGCUGUUUUCCCAGGAUUAAAAAGUGCUUUUGGCUGGAAAUUUGUAUAGCUUUUGGGGUUUUUUUCCCCCCUUCUAAUAGUGCUUUAAGCAAAUUAUAAAGAGUAAUAAAAUGAUGAGUGGCUGG
Messenger RNA from Passer montanus (Eurasian tree sparrow), 1961 nucleotides. It is a transcript of the gene ASB18, whose product is annotated as ankyrin repeat and SOCS box containing 18. Gene Ontology annotation, molecular function: transmembrane transporter binding. Bases 388 to 1764 code for a protein of 458 amino acids. The record is from RefSeq and is a predicted model, not a curated record. The transcript has 6 exons. NCBI's taxonomy places the organism in Eukaryota, Metazoa, Chordata, Aves, Passeriformes, Passeridae. Gene Ontology annotation, biological process: neuronal action potential; negative regulation of delayed rectifier potassium channel activity; intracellular signal transduction. Gene Ontology annotation, cellular component: axon initial segment; synapse; membrane.